GACUCGGCAAGACUUAAGGGUUUCCGGCAGGUAUUUCUCUCUCUAAAGAUCCUGGCUUGGAAUUCUCGCACUUUUGAUUUGAUCCUCGAAUUAGAAAGACGUGUCAGUAUCGAAAAUGGCAAAUGCGGCAGCUAUUGCUGAGAGGGCAACCAGUGACAUGCUGAUUGGUCCAGAUUGGGCAGUGAAUCUAGAGCUAUGCGACAUGAUAAACAUGGAUCCCGGGCAAACGAAGGAUGCUUUGAAGAUACUCAAGAAAAAACUCGGGAAUAAAAGCCCUAAAAUACAGCUCCUUGCUCUAUUCGUGCUGGAGACACUUAGCAAAAAUUGCGGGGAAAACGUGUUUCAGCAGAUUGUCGAGCGAGAUAUUUUACAUGAUAUGGUCAAGAUAGUAAAGAAGAAGCCCGAUUUAAACGUAAGGGAGAAGAUUCUAGUGUUGAUAGAUACUUGGCAAGUAGCUUUCGGGGGAGCUCGGGGAAAGUUUCCCCAGUAUUAUGCUGCUUACAAUGAAUUGAGGUCAGCUGGGGUAGAAUUUCCGCCUAGAGAGGAAAAUAGUGUACCGAUAUUCACUCCACCACAGACACAUCCGAUAGUUCACCCUACUUCCCCAUACGAGGAAGUUGCUGUACAAGCCUCUCUUGUAGCUGAUACUUCUGGACUUAGCUUGCCAGAGAUGCUAAAUGCCGAGGGAAUUUCUGAUGUUCUUAUGGAAAUGCUAUCUGCCUUGGAUCCAAAUAAUCCUCAGGGUUUGAAGGAUGAGAUCAUCGUUGACUUGGUUGACCAGUGCCGUUCAUACCAAAGCCGAGUCAUGAUUCUCGUGAAUAAUACUGCAGACGAGGAUCUUCUAUGCAAGGGACUGGCAUUGAACGACAAUUUGCAGCGAGUUCUUAGCAGACACGAUAAUAUUGCCAAGGGAACACCGCCCGUUUCUUCUUCGGUGGUGAAUAUACAAACUCCCAUUGCACCUCUUAUGAGUGUAAAUCACGAAGACGACGAACCUGAAGAUGAUUUUUCUCAGUUAGCACGCAGGUCAUCAAGGGAUACAUCGCAUGGACACGUCAGCAAGCCAGCUGUCGUCAAGAGUGCGCCCGGUUUUCUUCCACCUCCGCCAUCCUCGAAGAAACCAACUAGUGCAGAUUCUGGUUCGAUUGAUUAUCUCAGCGGAGAUUUUUAUGGCACAAAAACUGUUAAUUCAAGCAGCAAAAACUCGAUUGCUUCAACAAGUCCAACACUUUCUCCCUCUCCUUCGGAUGAUUUCGUUAAUCCUACAGCAUCGAUGUUUGCUCCGAAAACAACAAAUGACAAAAAUACCCCUACAAUCAAAUCUCCGGACAAUUUACCCCCAGCUCCUUGGGAAGUUCCGGCCACUGAAAACCUGCCACCUCCACCUGCCAGGCACAACCAAAGACAGCAGUUUUUCGAUCAACACGCAGGUGGGCCCUCCCAUUCGAGCAGUGGGUCAGGUUCUUCUUACGAUAGCUUAGUUGGUCAAACCCAAAAUCUCUCGAUCAAACCACCUGCCGCCCCGUCUAAGCAAGAGAAACCAGAGGAUGCACUUUUCAGAGACUUGGUCGAUUUUGCUAAAGCCAAGUCUUCUUCGCCCAAAACGAAUAGGUCGCAUUGAGUGAGUGAAGUGAUGAUUUGAAAUUUCGGGCUGAUUAUAUAUAGUGGGCAGAGUUUCGCUCGAUUUCUUUGUUUUUCUACAGAUCGUUGAGACUUAUAACAUACAUAUAUAUAUAUAUAUAUAAUCUAUGGAUUUAUGGCUUUUGUAUAUUCCGUGUAAUGAGUUUGUGGAUAUAGGUCCGUGUCUUUUUCGAGAGUUUAUUGUUCGUUUGUUCGACUU
This is a messenger RNA of Erythranthe guttata (spotted monkey flower), 1840 nucleotides long. NCBI's taxonomy places the organism in Eukaryota, Viridiplantae, Streptophyta, Magnoliopsida, Lamiales, Phrymaceae. The record is from RefSeq and is a predicted model, not a curated record.